AUGAAUGUGAGUCUUAAAGAGGUGGCUAAUCUCCCCGGAGACCAUUGUUUAGAAGGCUUACGUCAGUAUGUGAUGUGCAACGCGGAUUUGUCUAUCAAUACAUUUGACUGGAUUCCAAAUUAUCCAAAGCCGUGGCCGAAUUUUGAGGUUGUGCAUAAAUGCGCAAAUUGGGAGUCAAUUGAGGGAUGGGUUUUAUCUCACAGUUUUAAUGGAUAUGAUCCUGACUUAAUCCGCCAUCCUAAUUAUCACCCUGAGCUACGUAAGAAAUGCCCUGUGACAACUUGA
This is a messenger RNA of Penicillium malachiteum, 285 nucleotides long. RefSeq lists its product as uncharacterized. The coding region runs from base 1 to 285 and encodes 94 amino acids. The transcript has 2 exons. Gene Ontology annotation, biological process: mycotoxin biosynthetic process. The record is from RefSeq and is a predicted model, not a curated record. NCBI's taxonomy places the organism in Eukaryota, Fungi, Ascomycota, Eurotiomycetes, Eurotiales, Aspergillaceae.